AUGUGUGUGCGGGGUCCGAGGCUGAAAGAUACAGUGGAGAUCGUGUCGCUCAAACCAUGCCACCUCACCAUGGUCGAAGAGGACUAUUCCGAAGAUCUGGCCAUUGCACACGUCAGACGGCUCCUGGACAUCGUAGCCUGCACCACCUGUUUCGGGUCCUCAAAACUUUCGGGUCGACAGAGCCCGAAAGAAUCCGGACCCAAAGAUCCGGGUUUGAACGAGGCGGAAGCGGUCCCAGAAACCGCCGGCUGUGAAGCCGGUUCGAAGCCGAGAGGAGGCGGCGACAAGAAGUCGACGAACUCGGCCGCCGUCGGGGCACCGAAGGCGAAGCACGGAGCCAAAUCGACGAGGACGGACAGCUCCUCCGGAGGCGAUGCGACGGAGAAGGGUGAUGUGGCGGCGGCGAUGUGCCCUCCGCCGAGGCUCGGGCAGUUCUACGACUUCUUCUCGUUCUCUCACCUGACUCCCCCAAUUCAAUACAUUAGGAAAUCCACUCGUCCAUUCCUUGAGGACAAAACAGAAGACGAUUUCUUUCAAAUAGAUGUAAGAGUUUGCAGUGGGAAGCCAACAACUAUAGUUGCUUCCAGAAAAGGGUUCUAUCCUGCUGGAAAACUUGUUCUUCUGAGUCACUCUUUGGUUGGAUUGCUUCAGCAGCUAAGCCGGUUUGGGAACCUUCCUUACGGUUUUCGAGCAAACACAUGGGUGGUCCCUCCAGUUGUUGCAGAAAAUCCAUCUACCUUCCCACCACUUCCUGUGGAAGAUGAAAACUGGGGGGGAAAUGGGGGUGGACAAGGAAGAGAUGGAAGACAUGAUCAGAGAGAAUGGGCAAAGGAGUUCGCUAUUUUGGCAGCAAUGCCCUGUAAGACCCCAGAAGAAAGGCAAGUUCGGGAUAGGAAGGCCUUUCUACUUCACAGCCUAUUUGUUGAUGUUUCAGUAUUUAAAGCCGUGGCAGCCAUAAAACUUAUAAUUGAUAACUAUCUGUACUCUACACAAGAACCUACUUCAUUUCUGCAUGAGGAACAAAUAGGAGAUUUGCACAUUAGGGUAACCAGAGACAUGCCUGAUGCAAGCAUGAAGUUGGAUGGUAAAAAUGACGGGAGUCUUGAUACACCUACUUUAGGUGUAGUUGUCGUGAGACACUGUGGUUACACUGCCGUUGUUAAAGUUAAGGCUGAGGUAAGCUGGGAGGGUAAGAAUAUGCCAGAAGAUAUUGAAAUUGAGGAUCAGCCUGAAGGAGGUGCUAAUGCACUGAAUUACUUGGUUGAUGUGUCAUUUGCCUCUCUCUCUCUCUCCAGCUUGAGAAUGUUACUGUACAAGUCAUCCACACCCCAGUCAUCUAAUGGGGCUCAGAAGUUGCAGAAUGUGGAUUUUGAAGAUUUACAUUCUUCAAGGUCUUUGGUGAGGAACGUGCUUGGUGAAAGUUUGCUUAAGUUGGAGGGAGAAUUGAGUAGGAAUGCAAGAUCUAUCAGAUGGGAACUGGGAGCCUGUUGGGUGCAACACCUGCAAAAUCAGGCUUCUGGAAAAACUGAGGCUAAGAAAACUGAGGAAGUCAAGGUUGAGCCUGCUGUGAAGGGUCUUGGGAAGCAAGGUGGAUUGCUCAAGGGAAUUAAGAAGAAAACAGAAGACAAGAACGGUAAACCGGAGCAGGGAAAAGAAUUAAACAGCCUUGAUGAGAUGAACCAAAAAUCAGACACAACUUGUCAGAGGGAUGUGGAAAAGCAACAUGAGGAAAAGGAAAUGAUGUGGCGGAAGCUAGUCCCUGAAGAUGCUUAUUUGCGCCUUAAAGAAUCAGAAACUGGCCUUCAUCUUAAGUCACCUGAUGAGUUGAUUGAGAUGGCACACAAAUACUAUGCUGAUACUGCCCUCCCUAAACUGGUUGAACUUGCAGACAAGCUUCCUCACGUGCAAUCAUUGUGUAUACAUGAGAUGGUAGUUCGAGCUUACAAACACAUAUUGCAAGCUGUUGUAGCAGCAGUUGAUAAUUUUGCUGACUUGGCUGGGUCAAUAGCGUCAUGUUUAAAUGCAACCAUAUACCAGCAAAAAGCUUUGGAUAUAAAUGAGAGAGAGCUUGGACUUGAUCAUCCAGAUACAAUGAAGAGUUACGGAGACCUAGCUGUUUUUUACUACCGGCUCCAGCACACAGAGCUGGCCUUGAAGUACGUCAACCGUGCACUGUAUCUAUUGCAUCUUACAUGUGGACCUUCUCAUCCAAAUACUGCUGCCACCUAUAUCAAUGUAGCAAUGAUGGAAGAAGGUUUGGGAAAUGUCCAUGUGGCCCUCAGGUACCUCCACGAGGCUCUGAAGUGCAACCAAAGGCUACUUGGAGCCGAUCACAUACAAACUGCUGCCAGCUAUCAUGCUAUUGCAAUUGCUUUAUCUUUAAUGGAGGCCUACUCGUUGAGUGUUCAGCAUGAACAAACCACUCUACAAAUUCUCCAAGCAAAACUUGGAUCAGAUGAUCUCCGUACACAGGAUGCUGCUGCGUGGCUUGAGUACUUUGAGUCUAAGGCUGUAGAGCAACAGGAGGCUGCACGUAAUGGUACACCAAAGCCAGAUGCUUCUAUCUCCAGCAAAGGCCACCUAAGUGUAUCGGACCUACUGGACUAUAUAGCCCCAGAUGCAGAUAUUAAACUAAGAGAUGCCCAAAAGAAGCAAGCUCGUGCAAAGGUUAAAGGCAAAUUGGGCCAGACUGUGGAAACAAUCACCGAUGAAUAUCAAAAGGAGGAAACAUUAUCACCUACUCAUCUUGUUAUGGAGACCCAUAGUGACAAAGAAGGCAAGAACGAAACAGAGGGCAAACCUGAAUCUCAGUUUAUAGAAUCCAUGGACAAGAAAAUUGAUUUUGGUCUAUUGGAUCGGGUGGUAUUUGACCAAAAUGAUGACAUGGCACAAGAAGAAACAUCUGAUGAAGGAUGGCAAGAAGCUCUCCCAAAAGGUCGCUCAACUGGAGCUCGCAAGCCUUCAGGUUCAAGGAAACCUAGCUUGGCAAAACUGAACACAAACUUCAUGAAUGUUUCCCAGUCCAUGAGAUACCGUGGGAAGCCCAAUAAUUUCAUCUCUCCAAAGACAAAUGAGUCCGCUUCUUCAAGUGGCUCCCCUUCUUCUGCUCAGAAGAAGUUUGUUAAGAGCUCAAGCUUCAGUCCAAAGUUAAAUAGCCCUACCACCCCAGCUACAGCAACAGAAAAGUCUGCAAACACAAAGUCAGCCCCAUCUAGUCCAGCUUCAACAGAUCAAGUUUUCAAAUCUGCCCCCAUGGUAAAUUCAAUCAGUGUUCAGGCAGCUGGAAAGCUUUUCUCAUACAAAGAAGUAGCUUUGGCUCCACCUGGUACCAUUGUGAAGGCUGUGUCAGAACAGUUGCCAAAAGAGAGUAGUCCUAGUGAGCAGAAAGAGACACUUGUCUCAGAAUCAACAAAUGUGAAGGAUGUGAAGGAAGAAGAAGCUCAGAAACCCGUUGAAGAGAAAGAGCUUGAAGUUCCUGAGAAGCAAAUGAAAUGUUCUGUCAGUAACGAACAAGAAACCAAAGUUGAGGAUUCCAAGACAGACUCCUUGGAGGAAAAAUGGAGUGAAGUUACUGAAGAAAGAGAAAAAGGACCUAAAAUGGUUGUGGAGGUAAAGAAUGUUGCUGUUGAAGCCAAAGAAACAGAACCUGAGGGACCUGCAGUUUCAGAAGUGAAGGAUUUGUGUACUUGUAAUGAUUCAAAUGCUGCUACUUCUGAACACAAAGAAUCUAAAGCAGUCGAAGCUCAUGAAGUUCCAAAUGAAGGCACAAUUGUCAUUCCAGAAAAAGAUGAUUUUAUUCAGAAAGAGAAUGUAAUACAAAAUGGAGAAAAUUCACCUGAGCUGUCUGAUGAUAAUUGUAGCAUUAGUCCUGUUCCAAAUGAUGCAGAAAAGCCAAAUGAAGCACAAAAGCAGGGAGAGACAGAAACAGGAAAAGAGACGAGCAAAAAACUAUCUGCGGAGGCGCCUCCCUUUAACCCGUCAACAAUUCCAGUGUUUGGUUCAGUGGCAAUAGCAGGUUUCAAAGAUCAACAUGGAGGAAUAUUGCCCCCACCGGUGAACAUUCCUCCCAUGAUUACGGUUAACCCUACACGUAGAUCGCCUCAUCAUUCGGCUACUGCAAGGGUUCCAUAUGGCCCAAGGCUCUCCGGUGGAUAUAACAGGACUGGGAAUCGGGUUCCCCGCAACAAACCUGCCUUCCACGUGGGAGAGCAAAAUGUUGAUGGGAACCACUUGAACUCUCCAAGAAUAAUGAACCCACACGCUGCUGAAUUUGUACCUGGCCAGCCAUGGGUUCCUAAUGGCUAUCCAAUGACUCCAAAUGGUUACUUAGCUUCCCCGAAUGGUAUUCCCUUGUCACCAAAUGGUUAUUCUUUACCGCCGAGCAGCCUUCCCAUGUCACCGAAUGGGUUUGCCCCAUCCAUGAGUGGUAUCCCAUUAAUGGAAAACGGGUUUCCAACGUCUCCACUCAGUCCAGUGGAAUCUUCAGCAGUUGUAACCCUUGAAGUUGGUGCGGAAAACCAAAGGCAAAUCAUGGAAGAGGAGAACAUGGAAAAAGAAAAAUCAUCAAGUGAUGUGGGAAAUUUAGUUGAGAAUCCAAACCAUUCAAUUGAGCAGAAAGUAACAGAGUGUCAAUCCACAGAUGAUGAAAAAUCUCACUCUGAAAUUGAAGAAAAGGCCGAGGACACAGUUUUGGCAGCUGAAGGUGUGGUUGCGACAAAUGAAAGUUGCCAAAAUGUAGCUAUGGAGGAAAAGCCAAAUAAGUGCUGGGGAGAUUACAGUGACAGUGAAUCAGAGGUUAUUGAGGUUACAAGCUGA
Messenger RNA from Thlaspi arvense, 4815 nucleotides. The record is from the annotation of a GenBank genome assembly. NCBI's taxonomy places the organism in Eukaryota, Viridiplantae, Streptophyta, Magnoliopsida, Brassicales, Brassicaceae.